Molecule: messenger RNA, 7856 nt
Organism: Xenopus tropicalis (tropical clawed frog)
Lineage: Eukaryota; Metazoa; Chordata; Amphibia; Anura; Pipidae
Gene: map3k12
Product: mitogen-activated protein kinase kinase kinase 12
Exons: 14
Coding region: 338-2782 (814 amino acids)
Biological process (GO): intracellular signal transduction; MAPK cascade
Cellular component (GO): cytoplasm; membrane
Molecular function (GO): protein serine/threonine kinase activity; ATP binding; transferase activity
Source: RefSeq, a predicted model, not a curated record
UGGGCUAGCGGGGUACAUGCUAUACUGUGCAGUCGGCGCCAAUAGGAGGGGCGUUAUAUUCUAUAUAGAAACAGGCGGAAUGCACAGAGGGGAGAGCACAGUGGGUAACUACAUACCAUAGACAGCGGGGCAUGGGGCAGGGGCUGGGAUGGCCACACUAGCACAGGGGGCAGUUAGUAGGUAACACACAGGUACACAGGGCGGGUUGGGGCUGCAGUCGGAUUGGGAGAGAUCAAGCGGCGGAGCAGCUGGAAGCGGAUUAGGGGCACAGUAACUGACACUGGGAAACUAGACACCACUGUGUUCUGUUAGUAAUUUAUUUGUGACACCAGCUACAAUGGCUUGUCUACAUGAAACACGCACCCCCUCACCUUCCUUUGCCAGUUUGCUAUCGGAUGGACCUAUUCGCCGCCUGGAUAUUGAUACCCCUCCUGGCUGUACCCCUGAGCAAGAACUGACGCCCACACAAUGUGUUCUCCGUGGUGUGGUGCGAUCUGAGGGGGGCUCUCCACACAAUGAUGACUGUACAACACCCCUUACGCACAGUGUGUCUCAGGACCCACAAAAGGCUGAAGACAGGGGUGGAGGGGGUGCAGCAGAUUGUCCCUUAGAAGACAGGCCAUGUCGGGCAUUGGGAGAAGGCCGUAUGCAGUGUCAAGCAGGGGUUGGCUUUCUCGGAGGGCUUUUUGGAUGUCUGAGACCCGUCUGGGCAAUGAUUGGGAAAACCUAUUCAACGGAACACAAGCAGGGAGAAGACCCAUGGGAGGUUCCAUUUGAAGAAAUCCAGGACCUGCAGUGGGUGGGCAGUGGAGCCCAAGGAGCUGUCUUUCUUGGGAAAUUUCACGGUGAUGAAGUGGCUGUAAAGAAAGUGCGAGAUAUUAAAGAAACAGACAUCAAACAUCUCCGCAAGCUAAAACAUCCUAAUAUCAUCACCUUCAAGGGUGUGUGCACACAAGCUCCCUGUUACUGCAUCUUAAUGGAAUUCUGUGCCCAGGGGCAACUGUAUGAAGUCUUGCGUGCUGGGAGGAAGAUCACCCCUUCUUUAUUAGUAGACUGGUCCAUGGGCAUCGCAGGUGGAAUGAACUAUUUGCACCUCCAUAAAAUAAUCCACCGAGACCUCAAGUCACCUAACAUGCUCAUUACUUAUGAUGACUUGGUCAAAAUUUCUGACUUUGGUACCUCCAAGGAGUUGAGUGACAAGAGCACGAAGAUGUCCUUUGCGGGUACAGUUGCUUGGAUGGCACCCGAAGUCAUACGCAAUGAGCCUGUUUCUGAGAAGGUGGAUAUUUGGUCCUUUGGGGUGGUUCUUUGGGAGCUGUUGACAGGAGAGAUCCCUUAUAAGGAUGUGGAUUCCUCUGCCAUAAUUUGGGGGGUGGGCAGCAAUAGCCUGCACCUCCCUGUGCCAUCCAGUUGUCCAGACGGAUUCAAACUGCUGCUAAGGCAGUGCUGGGACAGCAAGCCAAGAAAUCGGCCAUCUUUUCGACAAAUUCUGUGUCACUUAGAUAUUGCUUCGGCUGAUGUACUGUCCACCCCCCAGGAGACCUACUUCAAAUCCCAGGUGGAGUGGCGAGAUGAGGUUCGGUUACAUUUUGAGAAAAUCAAGUCAGAAGGAACGUGUCUGCAGCGUUUGGAGGAGGAGCUGAUAACACGGCGCCGUGAGGAGCUAAGGCAUGCCCUGGAUAUUCGAGAGCACUAUGAGCGCAAGUUGCAGAGAGCAAACACACUGUAUGUGGAGCUGAACUCACUCAUGCUGCAGCUGGAGCUGAAGGAGAAGGAGCUGCUCAGGAGAGAGCAAAUAUUGGAAAAGAAAUAUCCCGCCAUACUGCGCCAGCAACCUCGUCCCUCCAGUACGGUGGAGAAACUUAUCAAGAAGCGGAAUGUACCCCAGAAAUUAUCCCCGCAUGGAAAAAGGCCAGACAUUUUGAAAUCUGAAGUCCUGCUACCAAAAGUAGACUCUGUCUUGUCACCAUCUACCCCUACUGGUUGCCAGAAACUCCCACCAUCCCCUGGAAGGGGCCGUCGUGGAAAGCCACGGUACCGCAAAGCAAAGGACAUGGUCAACUUAAGAGCUGCAGUUACCCCUGAGCCCACCCCGCAAAGCCAGCCUCCUGCUCGUGAUCCGCAUCCUCUGUCUUCCUCAAGCCCCGACCUGUUAUGUACCCCUCUGGAGGCCGAGGCCCGUAGGGGGAGCCAGAGUGCAGAGUCUUCCCCUGUUCGGUCUUUGCCUGGUCCUCCAAGCCCAGACUCCCCCUCAGGACGGGCAGCAGGGAGCAGAGCAGCCAGGGGAGGGCAGCACCUCACACCAUCAGCCAGGCUGUACAGAGCUGCUGUAACAAGGAGUCAGAAACGAGGGCUGUCCUCAGAAGAGGAAGAGGGGGAAGUUGACAGUGAGUUGGAGAUGGAGAGAAGACAGAGUGGUGGUGUGACUUGCAGGUGGCCGACAGGGAUGUCCCAGAAUCAGUCACCAAGUUCGGAAAACCUGUCAGACGGGGAAGAAGGGAACACUACCGACCCCUCUCACAGUGUCACCCCUGAUGUGCUGAGCACUAACACAGACGAACGCCCCGAUGAUCGAUCAGAGGAUCUGGUGUCCCAAAGCUCUGAGCCCCCACUGGAUCUUCUCACCCAAUCCGAUGGACUCUCAGAGAAGGAGGCAGUUAUCCAGAAAGUGAAAACACAGCUGAGCAAUGAGCAGACUGCAGGAGAGAAUGUUGUGCUGUAUGACGAUUCUGACUGUGACAGCGCUGAACUUGACCAUUCGCUCUCUGCAACAACCUCAUGAUGCCACUGCAGAUAUACCUCCCGACUGUAUAUAGAGGAAAUAUUUAUAUAAAUAUUAUCUAUAAAUAUAAUACAUAAUAUGUGAAUAGACUGAGCCACACCUAUUUCCCUUUAUCAGGGAUCGGCAACUUGUAGCUUUCCAGCUGCUGUUAACAUACGUAUGGUCGUAGAUUGCUGGGUAUUGUAGUUCAGUAGCAGCCAGUGAGCCACGGGUUGCGGAUCUCUGCUCUAUAUCCUUCCUCACCCAUCACCACCCAUGCACCCUACACAUACCAUCCCUUCACAUCUAGCUGGGGAUGAAAUAUGGAAGCACUGGAAGCCUGCACCCCAAAGAUGAAGGAUCUAACAAAAUAAAAGUAGCCCCAUGGCUGCCACUGAAACCUUCCAUACACUGGCAGCCAAGGAGUUAAUGAGCACAAAGUGAAAUGUUCUCCCCUUUCUAUGUAGAACCUCAUUGCAUGGUAUUUAUGAUCUCACUAUGCAUGGACAGAAUAACCCCCAUUUAAAUGCCUGGUGGGCAUCCAGUGCAUGGCAAGCAAAUUGCAACAUUGUCUACCAGAGAUGAAAAAUUACAAUCUUUUCCAAGGUACCCGGGGGCGACAGUUGCUUCGGUGUCAUGAAACUGUUAAUGUGCGGUGAUCUCCUUGCCUGUCGGAGGCCUGCAACACAUUGCCAAGUAACUUCUGCCAAAGGAUGGGUGACAGCUUCUCGGGCAGACAAGUGCUCAGUGGAGUCCAAGGCACUGAGUGCAAGCUGUGCAGAACACUUCAUGGAGCAAUACUUUUCAGGGAGUCCUUGCAAGAAAGGGAUGGAAAGGCGGCGCUCCGCCAGUCACUCCUGCAGUUAUCUGUCUGUUCUUCAUGGUGCUAUGCCCUGUGGCUCUGCCUUUAUAUUCCUUAGGGUAAUGGAUCUGUAGGGCACAUUUAGUAGCAGGGGGUGAACUAAAUUCUCAUCUGGUUCUGAACUCUUGGACUUGUCUAUCUGCAGCGGCGUAUGGCAACGUGUUCUAGGCAUUUGUGGUGGCCAGGGGUUAAACAGAGGAGGGAUAACACAGAAAUGAUCUAUAAAAGUAUAUAAAUAUAUAAGAAUAGGUCAUAUUUCUUUAUAUAUUGAGUAUUCCAAAGCAGGUUCUGUAUUGAUCCAUUCUCUAAUACAGGAGCAGUACAAUCCAAUGUUACACUUAAAUAGGUGAUUGUGUGUCCCUUUGUCUUGUCCCUUUGCUAUAGUUUGCUAGAGAGCCAGCAUUGGCAACUGAAUGGCUUUAGAUGUUGCUGAAUUCCAGCUCGUUGUUGAACAAUAUCUGACGGGCCACCCCCAGUUGCCCAUGCUGGUUAUAGAGCCCAAGGACCCAAAAUAAAGGAAACACUGGCAGAAAUAUCUUAUUUUUCAAUGGCAUUAAUGUUGUAGAAUUGUGAGGUGAGCUACCAUGCAGUGCUAAUUGUGCUUUGGCAGCUGUGUGGCUGAGGGUACAUCACUUUUAACAGAUCUAUAGGAGCAAGGCCAGAUCUGUAGCUCUCGCUGUACUCACAGUUUAUGACCUUAUGUAAGCUAUUUGUUAAGACACUGCACAUGCUAAGCACAGACAUGUCAGGUGCCCAUAAAGUAACAGGGGUGCAGGGAGUGUGGGGGCACAGGGCUGAACAGGUUGCAGUGUCUUGACAUAUAGUGUUUCAGUGCACUGCAGCCUGUGUUUUGUAGAGAAGUAGGGCUUCUCUGCCAUGGGGCCCAAGUAAUGGAAGUCAGGUCCCAAAGAAGUGGAAGUCAGGGCCCAACCUGGACUCUAAAUAAGUUGAAAUCUGCAGGAUAAUUCAUAAGUGCUUGUACUUACUGAAACUAUAGUAUAUAUGACUGCCAGGGUCAUAUUUUCUUAUAUAUGUAGCUUACUUUAUAACUGAGGAGGCCUUGAACAAUGUUGAACUGUAGAGAAGUAGGGACUCAGUCACAGAGGGCUUGGAAACAUUUUAUCUGAUUGUUAUCAUAAAUUGAUCCAGAUUUGCUUUUCUCUUCUGCCUUACAUGGCAUUCCAAUGUAAAGAACAUCCAUGCCUGGGCUUGUGGUGCCAUGGGUGUGCCAGGUUACUGAUACUUGUGAAUCAUCAGCAAGCUGAGCAGACUUUUCCACUGUAAUGUUUUCACUUCUCUCUGUCAAUAUAACCUAAGGUCUUGCUGUAUUCAUUGUGCCAGAGGCCAAGGGAUACAAGGUCCUCCCCUCCAUGGAGCCAACAUUAUAAGUCCUCAGUGUAUUGUGCCAACUAAGUAGAUUGGGGCCCUGCUGAAAAAAAAAAUUGUGCUCACUUAUAUAACAUGCUUGACCAUGCCUCUGAUCCACCCAGGACCACAGCUUGUUCCAACCAACAAUGGCAGCCUUGCUUGUGCCCAAUGUAUUGUGCAGCUGGGUCUGUCCAGCAUUGUUAUAUCCGGCACAAAGCAUGAUGGGGGAACAACCAUAACUGUAUAACAUACUAUGUCACUCAGAUGUUUCCUUUAUUUUGCUAGUUACCUGUAUAACCAGUGGAUCUGUAUGUCGGCUAAUUGUUGCUUAUUGCCCAGCUGGACUAUAACACUGGUCACGGCCAUGGCACCCAUUCCUACAGACAGUGAGCAUCAAGUAAGUUCAAAGCCUAAUUAUUAUGACGCUGGGACAUGAGGAAUGAGAAUAGAUAUUGCAUUAUAGGACCCAAUGACAUUAUCAAGGCAGCAAACUGCGUAGGGUAAUAUGGGAAGAGCAGGCUGCCCUUGGUGGAAUGCUUGCUGCUAAAUGGAUGGGAAUAGGGAAUGGUUAAUUGACUUACUAUAAUGUUUCAUUACAAAACAAAGAAAGCACUUACACAGAUAAGGCCUUGUGUGCAUUCAAUGCGCGCUGAACUUUAUCUCCCAGCUGCAUCUGAUGCCCAGCGUUGGCACAGUUACAAUAUUCCCAGCACCCCCAGCUUAAGAUUUAGUUCCAAAUACUGAUGUUUAGUCCAAAUGUCAUCAAAUUGUGAUGCCACCACCAUAAUCCAUAGGCAAUAUAUAAAAGAGUAAAGAAAGACAAAACCGGACUUUAAAAUAAUUGUACUUUCCAUACAUACUGCUUUUCGGAUCACAUACCAGGGCACAUAUAUUUUAUAUGAUACUCCCGUGUUAAACCUUUAGUUCUCAGUUUGAUACAAUAUCCACCUGGAUAUUGGGUCAAACCACAGCUUUGUCCUUUACCAGGAAGCGUACAGACCAAAGAAGAGUUGUUAUAUUACAGAAAAUACAGAUAAAGGCCAAGUAUUACCAAUAUUACUUGCUAUAUUGGUGGUUCGGAAUUCACACAGCAGAAAAAACAGGGAGUAUUGUGAAUUCUCCCUAGGAUUUGAACUGGGAGCAGUACUCUGCCUCGGCUAUAUCUGCCAACGCGCCCAUUUCAAAAAUCAAAAGUUUUGACUAUGCUGUAAUAUGCCCAAAUCUACCCACUUCCUAAGAAGCCACACCCCUUUCCAGCUAAAAAAGCAGGCCUGCCCCUUGGAGGUAACUGCGGGUAUUCCCCGCUAUUUCUUGCCUCUCUGACAGAUAUAAGACAAACUGCCCAUUAUUUCAUAUUCUAUACCCAUUAUAUAUAUCUGACUGAAACCAAGAGGGGUGAGAGAUAUUUACAAGAUGAAUAGAGGCAUUAUUCUUACUGUAUGGUACAUAUAGUUGAUCACUCAGGCAUAGGUAGAUGUCCAGCAAAUGUCCUCUAACUGAUGGCAUUGUGUGCAAUGAAAGGCCUUAUAUCAUUAUACAAUAUUUUAAGUACCCCUUAAAGCAAGAAUGUUAGACCUGUGAAUUCCACCUGUCCACCUCAACAGCUGGAUAUUGGCAUUGGCCCCUUAACACUGGCUAGGAACUGCAGUAUCAUUUGAGAAUGGUACAGCCCUCAGUGCAAGUUAGACAUUAGCUGCUUCUCUAGGUAAGGACUGCUUUAAACUAACAAUCAGAGAGAGGCCCUUUAGUGGCAUCAAUAAAAAUCACUGUAUAUUUAUAUAUUUCACAUGCAGUGAUAUUGAUCUUCUCUGUUGUUUGAUAACACCUAGGAAAAGCAAUAGGCACAGGGAUAGUGUUUUGGGUGUUAGAGGCAUAGCUAUGGACCAAUCCGUGCCGACCCAGAAUCCCUCAUUGGUGUAAUGUCAUAUAGGCAAUGGAUUAAGGACUAGGGGUAACUCCUUCUCUUGGAAAUAAUAGGGUGGCUAUGGCAUCAGACUGGAGAAGUAUGGAACAUUUACAUGUGGGUUCGCCUCAUCCACAGUGUGGUACAGGAAAAUCCCUCUUGGGGUUCAUGGGAAGAGAAGUAUACUCAGUAGCAUAGACGGGAACCUUGAAUAGUGAUUUGAUAUUGUUGUAGACACUGAUAAAUUGUAAUUUGGGGCCCAUCUUGCCAAAGAAGUAGUUACCACUCCAUAAUGAUAUAUAGUAUAGUAUAUAUGUAAAUGAUAGUGAUGGACCCAGAAUGUGGUGCAGUACAAUCAGUUGACCAACCCACAUGGCAUGUUUCUAGUUGUUGGCCAGAGGUUAGUUAAACCACGCUCCAGGGUGCCAGGACCUAUCUGCUGUAUAUGGGUUUCUUUUUCUCAGGGCUGGAGUAGUAAUGGCUCCAUGGUGAUGUGCAUUUGGUUCUGAUGAGAGAAUCAAUAUCCUUAGAUCCUGCCAUCUUUAGCUAGGGAUCACCUCUCUAGGAUUUGGGGGAAAGGUAUAGUGUCUCCAGCAUGAAGUGCAGUAUGGACCCUCUAAUGAAGACUUUAUAUAAGGGAUGCUGUAAUUGUUCACUACACUACAUUCCGAUCUGUACUGUCCACUUCUGUUUCCUAUCUGCUGAUUGAUAAGCUUUGCCUUGAACUGUUGCAACCAUUUGUACUGCUUAAGGGACAAGUAACAGCAGCCCAAACCCCACAUCUUCAAUAUUCAAUACACUGGCCAUAAGGCUGAACUCUUGAGGUGUUCCACAUGCAGUGCUGCUCCCUACCAGACCGGUGCAUCUUAGUGUGUAUGUAUUGCAAAAUCAGCAGGACCCUGGGCUAAAUGCCACAAAUACUACGUAUAACCUAUUAAAAAGAUGAGCAUUUUGUAAAGAAA